UCAAAUGUUUGUCCGGUUGUCCAAAUUAGUCUUUUUCAGCAUGUCCUUAUUCGUCCAGUUUAGAGCUUGCAAAUUGUUGAAACUAUUCCUGCCAUCACACGAAUACGGCAUUACUUAGCCGCUCCUCUCCCCUGUCCGUUCCGUAAGCAAUAUGUACCGGAUAUCCAUGGACUAGCACAUGUGUCACGACGUCCGUGAGCAUUGUGCGCUGGUUAUCUCAUAGCCCUCUAGAGAGGUUCCCCCCCUCCCCUGUGGCCCUCAGUAAGGGGCGCGCCAUAGAUAGACGUCGAUAGCGUGUAGGAAAAACCGAUUACCGAAACAAACCAACAGCCAUUUCAACGUCUAUAUCAGACACUUUUCGUUUAUCCCACCUCUCUGUCCCCAUAGCACCAUAUAUUACAUCUGAAUAAUGUCUGCCGCUACUGCUUUGAGUAACGACCAAGUCGCUUCCGAACUCCGUAAGAUGGAGGCUUUCAUCAAGAAGGAAGCCCAGGAAAAGGCCGAAGAAAUCAAGAUGAAGGCCGAUGAGGAAUACCAGAUCGAAAAGUCCACCAUUGUGCGUAACGAGACGGCCUCUUUGGACACCACCUACCAAGCCAAGUUGAAGAAGGCAGCGUUGGCCCAGCAGAUCACCAAAUCUACCAUCGCCAACAAGACCAGAUUAAAGAUCCUCUCUACCCGUGAAGAAGUCCUCAACUCCAUUUUUGAUGACGCUGAGAAGCAAUUGCAAUCCGUUUCCGCUGACAAGACUAAGUACAAGCCACUCGUGACCGGUUUGAUUGAGGAAGGUUUGUUGGCCUUAUUAGAAACCGAAAUCUCCUUGCGUGUUCGUGAGGCCGACAUCUCCUUGGUCAAGGAAUGUAUCCCAGCUGCCGUCAAGACCUUGGAAGACCAAUCUGGCCUCAAGUGUGAGGUUAAGGUUUUGGAGAACGAUUUCCUCAGCGCAGAUCUGGCUGGUGGGAUUGUCAUUAUCAAUUCCACCGGUAAGAUCGAAAUUGACAACACCUUGGAAGAGAGAUUGAAGUUGUUGAGCGAGGAGUCCUUGCCUGCGAUUAGAUUAGAGUUGUACGGACCAUCCGCCACCAGAAAGUUCUUUGAUUAGCCGCAAAAGCUUCAUAUGCUAUUGUCUACCUAAUUUAUACUUCUUUUCCCGGGUCCUAGCCUUUCUUUCGUGCAUUAUAUUCUCUCCUGUUUACCUCUCGUAGUCAAUCAUUUGUGGAGUGACUAGGAUCUGGCUCCGAAAUAGAUGUGAAGCCUCUCAAGUGAUUAUAUAAAAUUGGAUUG
This is a messenger RNA of Babjeviella inositovora NRRL Y-12698, 1284 nucleotides long. RefSeq names its product H(+)-transporting V1 sector ATPase subunit E (gene VMA4). Gene Ontology annotation, biological process: proton transmembrane transport. The record is from RefSeq and is a predicted model, not a curated record. The transcript has 3 exons. Gene Ontology annotation, molecular function: proton-transporting ATPase activity, rotational mechanism. Bases 410 to 1102 code for a protein of 230 amino acids. Lineage: Eukaryota; Fungi; Ascomycota; Pichiomycetes; Serinales. Gene Ontology annotation, cellular component: proton-transporting two-sector ATPase complex, catalytic domain.